This is a messenger RNA of Fragaria vesca subsp. vesca, 1762 nucleotides long. RefSeq lists its product as uncharacterized. Gene Ontology annotation, cellular component: SMN complex; nucleus. The record is from RefSeq and is a predicted model, not a curated record. Bases 39 to 1682 code for a protein of 547 amino acids. Gene Ontology annotation, biological process: spliceosomal snRNP assembly. The transcript has 4 exons. Lineage: Eukaryota; Viridiplantae; Streptophyta; Magnoliopsida; Rosales; Rosaceae.
UCUCUCUCUCUCUCUCUCUCUCUCUCUCAGUGAAAGUCAUGGAUUGUGAUACAUGCGUCGGCAGCAAGCCAGAGCCAGAUAGCCACUCCAAGUCGUCUGAGAUCGUUUCGCCUCUGAAUCUGAAGCAAGAACUGCCCACUUCUUCUUCUUCUUCUGGAUUUCAAGAUUUCAAGAUGGGUUCUGAGAAUGAAACCCUUGUGGGUCUCUCUGGAAUUCAAGAAAGCCUUGAGGAUGCCUUGGAUGUGAAAAAGAAGCAAUUGUUGGAGCAAGUUGAAGCCAUGGCUGAGGAAAAGGUCACAUCUUUGAAAGUCCAAGUGAUUGAUGAGACUGCGUUGAUUCAAACUUUGCCAAUGGGUUUUCUGGGUCAUGGGGAUGCAAAGCAACAAGUCAAUGGGAAAAAGGCAAGAAACCAACCAAGGAAAGAGAAGCUGGCAAAUGGGUUCAAGCAUGAGGCUCAAGCUGGCAGCUCAGGAGGUGGCAAGAAGAAGAAGACCACUUACUCAAGGAUGGAGUUGGAGGCCUUGCGAUUUGUGAACCCUGCAGGACAAAACAAGCUGUGGAAACAUGUGUAUAAUGGGCUUGGGCCCGUUGUGGCAAGGGAGUAUGAUCAUCUGGCAAUCUCUGUGCAGCAUCAGAAGAACAUCCAGUUCAACUCUGAUCAUCGAAAGCGCUAUUGGAAGAUGGAUGAGGUUCCUGGCAUUCUUGGGGAAUCACUAGGAAACUCAGUCAAUAAUGAUACCCACGAUGUCAGUCUCCUGGACCCUGUUUGCAGUUAUGAUGUUAACAAUGAAAAUGGGUACCCAUAUCCAGAAAAAGAGUGCAGCGAAGAUGAUGACAGUGACGAAGAGUAUGCUAACAUUCAGAGACCUGCCUUUUGGGUUGAAGGAGAACCCAACUUUGAGUCUGGGUCACCAGAAGAUGGAUUUGAGUACCUUAGGCGUGUGAGGUGGGAAGCUGCUCAAAUUCCAAAAGUGAGGGUAGCCAAGGUUGAUAGAAGUAAAUUUAAUAGAGAGCAGAGUGAUUAUAUGCCCAAAAUUCCUGAGAUUGCUAAAUGUCCAGAACAAUUGCUGCCGCUCAAACAGUGGGAGGAUGCUUUUCUUUCUGAGUUUUCAGAGCUAAGGCUGGGUCUGUCUCGUUUUGAGGGUUCUAGUGCCAACACAUCUGGAGAUUCGCAAUCGAAAGUUAUUCUUCACAAGAGCUGCUCCUCCCCUCAGCCACCGGUCAAUAUUGUUUUUGAAAAUUUUGCUCAUGUCAAGUCUAUGGAAGUCGACUGCACUGAAAACUUCAAUUAUCAGCCAUCCUUGUUGACUGCUGAAGGGAGUGCCUCACCCCCUGUGGAAAACUUCAGUCCUAAAGCUUCUGUGGAUCAUAGUUCCAGAGACUCCCCUUUGUUGUCCGUGAUUUUUAGAUUGGACUCUGUUGCCAGAGUAUCUAUGUUGAGAAAACGCAUAAAGGCAGCACAGGACACCAGCACACUGUCAAGGGAUGAUUGUCUGUGGCUAUUUGCACUGUGUGCAGUAGUUGAUACUCCACUGGAUGCUGACACCAGUGCUUCUUUACGUAGUCUUCUAAGGAAGUGUGCUGCACUGCGAGCUACAAAAUCUACACUUGACGACGAGUUAAUAAUGUUGAAUAUUCUUGCCGCAAUAUCAGGUAGAUAUUUCGGGCAAUCAGAAAGCUGAAGCUUUUCUUAUUUUUCUACAUCUCGCCUGAAUGAGUAUAGGGGGACUAACUAGAUACUGAAUAGCUGCACUGUGGAUAA